UACUUGCAACAAACACGGUUCAUGGUUUAGUCCUAUAGAAUGGCCGUUGAAGUUAUUAACAGCAUUUCACCCGUCACAAUUUAAUGCACCCAUUAAUCUUUUCUUCAAAUAAAGGGAAUUCACUACCUGCUACCUUCAAAACUAUUCACACUUUUCUUCCCUAGCCCCAUGCUAUACCUUCCUCAUUUCUUCUUCUAUCAAUUCAUUAUUUUACCUCUUUUGCCAAUAUAAAUAAAGACAUUUUCCUAACAUGCAUAUAAACACAUCAAACCACUUCUUCUUCUUCUUCAUUUAAGCUCACAUAUUAAUUUCACUUUUUCUUGAUUUGCGUGCUACCUUCAAAAAUCAUAAUGGUGGGUAUUUUCUCGUUGGUUACCGGAAUGUCCGGACCAAGCGGAUUUGGAUCCUCUACAACUGCGGAACAGGUGACAGAAGGAAUUGAUGCCAGAAACCUCACUGCAAUUAUCACAGGAGGAGCAAGUGGUAUAGGCUUGGAGACAGCAAGAGUGUUGAGUCUUCGAAAGGCGCAUGUCAUCAUUGCAGCAAGAAACAUGGAAUCUGCAAAGGAAGCUAAACAGAUUAUCCUCCAAGACAACGAAUCUGCUCGCGUUGACAUAAUGAAGCUUGAUCUUUGUUCAGUGAAGUCUGUUAGAUUGUUUGUGGAAAAUUUCCUCGCUCUUGAUCUUCCUCUCAACAUCUUAAUAAACAAUGCUGGAGUGAUGUUCUGUCCAUUCCAACUAUCACAAGAUGGAAUUGAGAUGCAAUUUGCAACAAAUCAUCUUGGUCAUUUUCUGUUAACAAAUCUUCUACUCGACAAAAUGAAACAAACUGCAAAAACAACCGGAAUCGAGGGAAGAAUCAUAAACCUCUCAUCAAUUGCUCAUACCUAUACUUACGAAGAAGGCAUUCGAUUGGACGAUAUCAAUGAUCAAAACGGUUACUCUGACAAGAAGGCUUAUGGACAAUCCAAGUUAGCUAACAUAUUACACGCGAACGAGCUUUCUCGUCGCUUGAAGGAAGAAGGUGUCAACAUCACAGCUAACUCGGUACACCCGGGAGUAAUUAUGACUCCUCUUAUGAGGCACUCUUCUUUACUAAUGAAUUUCUUGAAGAUGUUCACUUUUUUCAUAUGGAAGAAUGUCCCACAGGGAGCUGCAACAACAUGCUAUGUUGCACUGCAUCCAGGCUUGAAAGGGGUAUCUGGGAAGUACUUCCUGGAUUGUAAUGAGUUUAAACCAAGUACAUUUGCUUCAAAUGGAAUUUUAGGAAGAAAACUUUGGGACUUUAGCAACAGGUUGAUUAAUUCAAUUUCAAAAGCUUGAUUUGUCUUUAUAGAGGCAGAGUCAUUCAUCACAUAAUCGUUGAAUCAAUUAAAGCCUAUUAUUAAGAUAUCCGCAUAUGAUUUAUAAGCUCUAUGAAGAAAAAUAUGUAUACAUAUAUGUGAUUUGUAUUACUAUUAUGUGCUCGUAAUAUAGAAGUGUUGUUCUGUGUA
Molecule: messenger RNA, 1492 nt
Organism: Lathyrus oleraceus (garden pea)
Lineage: Eukaryota; Viridiplantae; Streptophyta; Magnoliopsida; Fabales; Fabaceae
Product: short-chain dehydrogenase TIC 32 B, chloroplastic
Exons: 8
Coding region: 351-1322 (323 amino acids)
Source: RefSeq, a predicted model, not a curated record